UCUAUAGCUUAUAUGUCUCUUUCUAGCAUUCUUAUUAUAUGUUUUAUUAUAUUUUACAAAUAAUUUUAUUUAUUAAUAUGUAUUUUACAACUUCAUAAUCUAAAUGUUAUUUAAUAUUUGCAUAAAAUUUGUUAUCUAAUGUUUUUUAAACAAAUUAAUAAAGUGUACACAUUUGUUUACCACACCUCUACAAAACGCCAAAAAUUCUCUGGAAUUCGACUUUUUAGUGGAUUUUUUAAUAACAUGAAGAUUGGAACCCAUGAUGGUGUGUUUCACUGUGAUGAAGUACUUGCUUGCUAUAUGCUCAAGAGGCUGCCUCAAUACAAAGAUGCCGAGAUUGUUCGAACAAGGGACCUGGAGAAAUUAAAAGAAUGUGACAUUGUUGUGGAUGUUGGGGCAGUUUUUGACCAUGAGAAGAAGCGGUAUGACCACCAUCAGAGGGAAUUCAAUGAAACUCUAAGUUCUUUGAAACCUGCACUUGGAGACAAAUAUAAUAUAAAAUUAAGCUCAGCUGGCCUGGUGUAUGCAUAUUAUGGAGAGCAGUUAUUACGAGAAUUAGCACCAAAAGAAACCCCAUUAAGCCCAUCUGACUUGAGUAUUAUUUAUAAAAAAGUUUACGAAAACUUAAUAGAGGAAAUAGAUGCCAUAGACAAUGGAGUGCCUAUGACUGAGGAAGAGCCGAAAUACAAAAUCCGCACGCAUUUAAGUGCUAGAGUAGGCCGUUUGAAUCCCGAAUGGAAUAGUAACCAGCAGAUUGAUAUUAAUGAAGUAUUUAAAAAAGCCAUGGUGCUAGUGAGCGAGGAAUUACUACAUAUUGUUAAUUUUUUUAUUUCCGUCUGGCUACCGGCACGGGAUUAUGUCAAAUCAGCCAUAGACAAACGAUUUGAGGUCCACAGUUCAGGUCAGAUAGUAGAGUUCACAGAAAGGUUUCCGUGGAAAGAGCAUCUGUUUGAUUUGGAAACCGAGAUGGAACUUGGCCAUGAAAUCAAGUAUGUUUUGUUCAAUGACAAGCCUCGGUCGUGGAGGGUCCAGGCGGUGCCAGUUAGCCCCACAAGUUUUAUACUCAGAAAACCUCUCUGCAAAAGUUGGUGGGGUGUACGUGAUGACAUUUUGAGUAAUGUCGCUCAAAUCGAAGGCUGCAUCUUCUGUCACAGCACAGGGUUUAUUGGAGGCAAUGUGUCCAAAGAGGGCGCUCUAAAAAUGGCCAUAGCUAGUUUAAAUGCUGAAACGUAGUAUGCAAAUAUAACACGAGAUGGCGACUUUGUACAGUCAUAAACUCUGCUUAAUUUGGCGCUAUGUGAUAUAUCCAAUGAUAUUUAUUUAUUUUUAUCUACCAGGCUACCUUUGUCUCACCAAUCCCUUAAUAGCAUGGUUGCUUAAAAUUACUGGUAAUACAAUUUAUGAGCUCUACUAGAUAUAUGGCUAUUCUGUCGUUAGAAACGUUAUCGCUACCACGUGCAUGAGAUAGAACGAGACAGAAACAUCCAUCGUCUUGUUCUUUCUCAUACGAGAGAUAAUAAUUGAAUUCGUUUGCUGCUUGUUAAGAAGGAUCAUCGGUAAUGCGUGAGAGAUGAUACCUCUAAUGUAACUAGUUGCCGUCACCCCUCACCAUCAGGCGGACUGUAUGCUAGAUAGGCAGCCACGUUGCUUAUAGAAAAUGUCUUAAUUUUUUAAUUGACUUCAAAAAGAAGGUUCUCAGUUCUGGUGUAUUUUUUUGUUUUUUUUUUUUUUCCUCAUAACUCUGUCAGUUCUAAAUCACUACAUAGUAUAAAAUAAAGUCGCUGUCGCUGUCUGUCCGUCCCUGUAUAUGCUUAAAUCUUCAAAACUACGAAACGGAUUUCGAAGCGGUUUUUUUUUAAUAGUUAGAGUGAUUCAAGAGGAAGGUUUAUCUGUAUAAUACAUGCAUAAUAUUGUAGAGAAACACUGAUAAAAGAGGUUUCUAAUGUGAUGUCGUAAAUAAACACAUUUUUUUGCGUUUACAUUGCAAACGCUGGCUGAACCCCACGAGAUAAAUCAAAAUAAUGUACUACAGUAUUCUACACCUUAAAAAGGUCAACAAAAAAGUCCGCAAUGGUAUAUGUCUAUCUAGGUAGGUAUAUUUAGUAUCAACAUUGCACCCGUGCGAAGCCUGGGCGGGUCGCUAGUUUAUUUAUAUAUAUAUAUUUUUUUUAUCUGAAGGAUAUACUUACAGAGUGGUCCCAUAGAAAUUUUAUCAAAAUCGGUUCAGCAGUUUAGUUUUUAGAUAAAAAUAACUGUUUUCGUCAGAAUUGAAGUGUGUUUUUUUUUUGUGAAACACAAUCUUCAAUUAAUAAUAAUCUAUUUCAACACAAUUUAAUGAAAAUGUAAACAAACCAAUAAUUUAUUUGUCUAUAAGCCAGUCUGCUAAUGUCCAAUAAUAGUGCAAAUCAAUAAUUUGUUAAUUAAUUUAAUGGUUUGCAUUUAUAAUUUCAUAAUAAUUAAUUUAUAAUUGCAUAAUUUCCUUCGUAAAGUGUGUCAGUAAAAUUUUUUUUUAAUCUACAUUUAAUUUGGGAUUUUUGUUUUUUUAACAUGUCAAUCCCAUAUCAAGAAAACUUGUUAAGGUACAUUUUCAUUAGAUUUUGUUGAAACAUAUCAUAUUACGUUCGACAUUAUAUGUAUGGUACAUGAAUUAUUUUAUUUCAAUUAUACAAUAUGUUUGUAUUACUAUAUGUGUAAAGUAAACCGAUUUAUCUAUAUACAGUAUGUUAAUUAACGUGUUCUAAUCUUUAAAACUGGUGUUACUAUUCAUUAAUACGAUCGGAGAUUUUUUUUUUUCUAGAUAAACAAUUAUAUUACAUCCCAUUACUAACAAUCCCUUACCCCCACAUUCCUUAUAGUGUGUAGUGCUGUUUAUACAGAUGUUCUUUUUUCAAAAAAUUCAAUUUGUCUUUUUAAAUCCUAGGAAAAAGAAAAUUUUCUGACCCAAAUAAUGAACACUAAAGGGGGAAAGGGAUUGUUAGUAAUGGAGACUGAGAAUCCCAUUGCUAGCAAUAUACCCAACCAGGUCGACCUCCUCGCGGUUCUCCCUGGAAACUAUCAUGGUUAAUUCCUGAUGAAUUCAUCAUGAUGGGCUAACUGGCCUGUUUUUAUUUUCAUCUAUCACCCUUCACUGGUGCUCCACCAGCGUAUCCCGUUAGCGCAGACGGGGUUACCAUACCAUUUUCACCCAUAAAAAAAAAAUGAACACUAAUACUAGUAUUAAGAAAUAGAUUAUGUUACUUAACACACUAUAUCUAAGUAAUGCCUUUUAUAAAUUGAGACUGGACUUAAAUAAAAAAAAAAAAAAAUUAUUAUGCAUAAUAUAAAAUGCAAAUGUGUGUGUGUGUGUGUGUGUGUGUGUGUGUGUAAUGUAUUAUAUAUAGUAAAAUUACUAUUUUCCCUGUUAUAUAUUGGUAUUGUAAUAAAAAAAUAUUUUAAUUUAGACUAUAAGUCCUUAGAACUACUACCAAUAUGGCGGACGGGGUUCCACUUUUUGCCGCUUCACAGUUAAGUUGGUUGCACAUAGGAAUUUUUUUUUUUUUAAAGAAAAAUAUAUGAUUGACAUAAUAAAUAUUUUGUAUGAACUGUGAAUAA
Messenger RNA from Galleria mellonella (greater wax moth), 3591 nucleotides. RefSeq names its product MYG1 exonuclease. The record is from RefSeq and is a predicted model, not a curated record. Bases 139 to 1233 code for a protein of 364 amino acids. NCBI's taxonomy places the organism in Eukaryota, Metazoa, Arthropoda, Insecta, Lepidoptera, Pyralidae. The transcript is spliced from 4 exons. Gene Ontology annotation, cellular component: nucleus; cytoplasm.